Messenger RNA from Owenia fusiformis, 948 nucleotides. The record is from the annotation of a GenBank genome assembly. Lineage: Eukaryota; Metazoa; Annelida; Polychaeta; Sabellida; Oweniidae.
GUUAUAUAACGACAUGCCCGUAAUAACAAGAACUCUAACAUUGAAGUGCUCUCAUAGAGAGACUGGAUAUGCUAAAGAAGCCGAGGUAUUGGAAGCUAUCUACAACCUAGGCAUCACCGAUAAUGAGAUCGAUGCGAUACAGAUUAACAAAAGAGACAUACAUGUAACAUUCCUAAACAAAGAGGCAAAAACAUCAGCUAGUAUCCUGGGCCUGAAUGUUAAUGGCCAAUCAGUUGAGUUGACUGAAGUUGAAAGCAAUGCUACAAAUAUAACUCUUAAAGAUGUACCCGUACAAGUAUCUGACCAAGUUGUCAAUGCAUUUCUUUCUGGCUACGCAACAGUGGUUAAUGAGAUCAGCCACGGCUAUGUGAGGAAGGCUGAUGGCACCAAAACUAAGAUCAGGAAUGGUAUCAGAUAUAUUGGUGUAGUGGACAUCAAAGAACCAAUACCCAGUGAACCAAUUAUUGCCGGUUUUAGAUGUAGACUAUCUUACAAAGGCCAACCCUGCAACAUCUGUCAGUUGGCAGACCACCCAUGGUGGAGAUGCCCCCUUAAGAGGGCUAGGAAGUGCUACAAAUGCGGCGGAACAGAUCAUAUUAUAUCAGCCUGUACAGCAGAUGCAGAUUCGGGUCCGAAGACUACAACUGCAAUCACUCCCCCAGAAAACGAAAAAGAAACAGAAUCUGUAAAGCGGAACCCAGAUACAAUCAUUGCAGGCGGCUCCAUUGCUAAAGGGCUUAGCCUUAUUAUGAAGACAGCUAUCCCUGCAUGCACAAGUGGGGCAAAAAUAGAAAAUGUACCUGGAUUACUCCAGAAAAUAUCAAACCCAAGUGAAGAUAUAAAACAAGUGAUUAUUCAAGCUGGAGCCAACAAUCUUGUCUACAGUAAUGAUGCGCCAGAAGUGUGCCUUGAAAAUUAAAAAAAAAGAAAAAAAAAAAAAAAAAAAAA